This is a messenger RNA of Pneumocystis jirovecii RU7, 1308 nucleotides long. RefSeq lists its product as uncharacterized. The transcript is spliced from 7 exons. The record is from RefSeq and is a predicted model, not a curated record. Gene Ontology annotation, cellular component: nucleus. Gene Ontology annotation, molecular function: transcription coregulator activity; RNA polymerase binding. NCBI's taxonomy places the organism in Eukaryota, Fungi, Ascomycota, Pneumocystomycetes, Pneumocystales, Pneumocystaceae. Bases 1 to 1308 code for a protein of 435 amino acids.
AUGAAUAGCACUGUAAAUAAGUCAAAUGGAGAUGAUUUAAAGCAUUUAAAAAAAAAAUCUAAUAUUCUUCUAUCAGAAGAACUUCCUCCUGGCUGGACGGCACAUUUGGCACCGACUGGUCAUCUAUAUUAUUUUCACAAAGCUACACGGAAGUCAACGUAUAUUAGGCCAUCAGUAGAUACUCCUGCAGCAGCAGCACAAGUUAUUGUUCCUCCACCGCCGCCGUUGCCGUCACCUCCAAUUCAAUCGGAUCAGUUGGUGACUGGAUCUAGUUUUCCUAAUGUUUCUGGAAUCCCGGAACAAUUGUCAUUUUUAAGCCGGUUUUCUCGUGAAAAAGUGCAAGACAGACCAAAAUAUAGGUUUCCAAUUGCCAAUGCAAAACCUUGGGUAAGAGUAGUGACCCGACGUCGACGUCAAUUUGUACAUAAUCUGGAGACAGGAGUAUCUCUGUGGGUUCCGCCAGAAGAAGUUCUUUUAGCAAUGCAUGAAGAAGAGAAGAAUAAUAAUCCACUUAAUAGUCUUUUUGGUUACUCUGAGCAGUCAUCAAGUGAAUAUGAUAGUUCUGAUUUUACUCUUGAUAGUGAUGAUGCAUCUGAUGCUUCUAAUCCUAAUGUCUCUGCUAAUGCGUCCCAUGAUGCAUUUUUUACUACACUUGAUAAUACUGAAUAUACUGAAGACGACAUUGCUUGGCAGCUUGCAGCCAUGGAAAAUAAUGAUUUUGGUGCGGCGCCUGCACAAGAACUUUCAAAAGAUGAGAAGAUUAAACAGUUUAAAGAGAUGCUACAUGAAUUGGAUAUAAAUCCAUAUCAUCCUUGGGAUCAAGAGGUUUCAAAAAUCAUGAUGGAUCCACGUUACUUAUUGAUUGAUACUAUGAAAGAACGAAAAGAAUUAUUUGAAGCGUUUUGUAAAGAGUCUGUUGCACAACAAAAGAAAGAAGCUGAAUCUAAACCAAAAAGAAACGUAAGUGAACCUAAAAUCUCGUUUAUUGCAUUACUUCAAGAUCCUCAGACCCCUAAUAUGUAUUGGCAUGAAUUCAGAAGGAAAUUUAGAAAAGAACAAGAAUAUAAAGAGUUUGGAUUAAAUGAUAAGGAAAGAGAAAAACUUUUUCGAGCAUAUCAAGAACAAAUGAAAUAUGAUAUUAAAAAAAAAGAACAGGAUUUUCAAAUAUUGUUAAAAACUACACCGUCUGUGACUAAAGACACCACACUUCUUUCGCUUCCUGAUGAAGUGUUAAGUGAUUUACGGUAUGCUGUAAUUCCAUCAGAAAAAUUGGAAGAAUAUAUAAAUAAAUAUACACGAACUAUUUAG